This is a messenger RNA of Adelges cooleyi (spruce gall adelgid), 5702 nucleotides long. Its product is annotated as UHRF1-binding protein 1-like. The transcript is spliced from 20 exons. The record is from RefSeq and is a predicted model, not a curated record. NCBI's taxonomy places the organism in Eukaryota, Metazoa, Arthropoda, Insecta, Hemiptera, Adelgidae. The coding region runs from base 274 to 4134 and encodes 1286 amino acids.
UAUUGCCUCUAUGCAGAUUACAAUGUACAUAGUAAAUCUUAAACAUUUAUUUUUUUUUUCGUUAACUAAUUUUUUAUGUUUAAUAAUUAAAAAUAAAUAAUAUAUUAUUAAUUGCGACGUCUAGUCGUGUUGUGUUUUAUUUAACCAAAAAAAUGUUAGGGUGAUCAUCAUAUAGUCCGUCUUUUAAAUUAAAGGUCAUGUGCUCCUCGUAUUAAUAGUGUUAAUUUUCAGAUAAAACGUUUUUGUUUUGUCUCGACAUAAUAAAUAUAAAUAAUGGCUUCAGUUCUCAAAAAACAAAUUCUAAAACAACUCUCCAGGUUUACAAAAGGGUUAAAAGAAGAGGACAUAAAUUUAAGCACGUUUAAAGGCGAAGGCGAAUUGAGCUACCUCGAACUCGACGAAAAUGCACUUAUGGACGUUCUAGACGUACCAUAUUGGAUUAAAAUCACUAGCGCAAAAUGCGAUAGAGUUUUUUUUCAAGUUCCUUUCAUGGCCAUCAAGAAAGUUCCUAUGUCCUUGACUCUCGAUAAAGUUUCUGUGGAAAUCGAAACUUGUGAAAACGUAGAAUCAAUGGCAAUGCGAGAAAACAUACAAGCUUUUCAACCAGGAAAAUAUAAGUUUAUUAAUCAAAUAAUUGACGGAAUGACAAUUCAGAUCAACGAAGUCAACAUCACAUUCAAAGCGCCUGUUUUUUAUGCAUCUGUUCAGAUAUUAAAAAUUUUAGUACAAUCAAAGUCUCCCAAUUGGGAGUCGACCAGUCUUAAGGCUACAAGACUAAAAAAUGAGCAGAAAACUGAAAUACUAAUAUUUAAAGAAUUGACAUGGCAAAUGAUACGUAUCGAGUUGUAUUCUACCAAUGAUCGAUCGAAACCGCCUAUUAAACUGUUCACAAACGAUAUAAUUUGCCGUUUGACUAUUAAAAAACGACUUUCUGACUGUUUUAUAUUGGGCUGUAAGUUAGCGAUUCUUAUCGAAGAGCUGUUAUGUGUUUUCACCGAUUCUCAAAUGAAAGCUGCGCUUCACUAUAUCGAUUCAAUAGCUGGAGUCGUACAGAAAUCGAUGGAUCUUUCUCGUAAAAAUAAAGCUAUAAGAAAGCUAGAAUGUUUGCCAGAGUAUCAAGCUCAGUUAGAUCAGCAAAAGAGAGGGAAAUUCGUGUCGAGUUCCAAAAGCUCGUGUUUGUUUAGUUUUCACGAUGUCAUUGAAACGUCUUAUCAUUUUGUUGCUCAAAAAAUAAACCUUCAUCUUAGCGACGAUCCUGGAAGUCGCUCGUUGCAUCCGGAUCUACAAAAAGGAGGUUCCAUUCAAAUUGAAGUCAACUGCUUUCAAAUCGAUCUAUAUCCUUAUCAUUUAGCCGACAGCGACCGGUUACAUUGGGGUCUUUAUAAAAGAGCGAGUUCGUCGUUUUUUCAAUGGUUAAAAGAUUCACAGAAUGACUUUUGGAAUAAGCUUUAUGGUCUGGUUCAAGGAAAUGUUAAUAUGUCUGACGAGCCAUCGCAAACAAGUCAUAUCGUAAGACGAAUGAAAAAUCAGUAUUCAAAACUAAUGACCAGUUGCACGGUUUUAAGAAUAACUGACUUCAUCGUGUUCAGAGUACAGUCGGGCAAAAAACAAGAGCAAAUUGCUUUUAUAAAAAGCGAUAAAGAACGGCACAAAUUACCUCACGAUUCUAAAGUGAUUCAUGCGGAAUUCACUUACUACUAUUAUCCAGGAGGUGACGAAUUUCCACUACCGCCUUCAAAAUUUUACGUACAGUUAAAUCCUGUGCAGUUGAACUUUGACGUUCUAACGGUUAUAUGGUUAAAUACGUUUGCGUUGAAUGUAUAUAAAUCACUUAUGGCAACUAACGUAGCAAACCAAGAUAAUUUAGCAACAAUGAUCUAUAUUGAUAUAUUUAUUGAAGCAAUCAUGCCAAGAUUUAUCAUAGAAGAAUCAAAGCAGUGUUAUUCGCAAAAAGACCGACCGAAAUCGUUAAAUUUACAAACCAGUCGAGCUACUAUAAGUAAUGUUCGCACAAACGAACACGGUAUGUCCAGAUCGGAUUUAGCCAACUGUGUAAACAGCUUACAGUUUGGAUCUCUCUUUUACUCGUCAGAGUAUCCAGCCAAAAGCGGUGAUUAUUGUCCAGUAACAGAGAAGUUAUUAAGUCACGCUAAAGGUAAUGAUAAUGUGCGAGAAGAUCCGCCUGAAAUGUCCGUUACUUCAGUUGAUGAAUUUAUGAAAAAGCUUAGUCAAGAACUUUUAUGGAUUGAAGCCAAAGAUAUUUGGUGUAUACGGUUAGAUCCAGUAUGGGGAGAUUUUUGCGGUGCUAGAGCAGCCGGAUCGGCCCCUGUUCCGUUUCUCGAAGCAUUUCCUCUAACUUUAUGGGUUCAACUACCCAUGUCGACUCCGAUAACUGAUGUGUCUAAAAGUGACGUGAAAUACGGUGACAUGAACGUGUUGUGUUAUGUAGCAAAUUUGAUUAGUGUUCAGAUCAAUCAUUAUCAAUAUCUUUUUCUCAUGCGUGUGAUGGAUGUGGUCGAAGAACUGGCCACGUACGUCGUUGCUGAUCAACACAAUAUUAUCGGAGGGGAAAAAAACGGAUCGUUCAUAUUCGCAGCGCUAUUCACCCAAGUCGAAGUGACGUUUGUCACUAGUGCUUUGUUUAAUAAAAUCGGCGGCGCCGACGAUAUAAGCUCCAGUGUUGUUGCCGAUUCGUCUAGUAUGGUUACCCAAAGCGGUCAUAGCAUACAUAGCAGUAACAUUGUACAGCCCACAUACGAGGACGUGGAGUAUGUGGGCGACAUGAGUCAAGCGUUCAGGAUACCGAUGGCCAUUACAGCUGCGGUAGCUAGUGAUAAACGUAAGGAUUUCAUGUCGCACAAAUCGGCUUCUGUUGUGUACGAUAACCUUAAAGAAAUGUCUCAAAUCAAAAUGGCCGAACCCGUUACAACCGAUAUUAGUUUGCCUUCAUUCAAAGGCAUGAAAAAGAGGUGGUUUAAUUUUGGCGCAUCCAUUGACGUUCCAAUGAAAUCGAAUGAAGACUUUAGCGAUAACGUUUCUGUGAGGUCGGAUGUGAGUUCAGACAGUGAGAGUUUACUCGACAUGAGCUUAGACACGGCUGAUGGAGCUGAUGUGAUAUUCAGAUUUCCGUCUGCACAAAGACCGAAAAUUGGCCACACUAAAAACAUUGAAGUCGCUUCUGAAGCAUUCAACGAUAUCGGAGGAGGAGGUGAAUUAACACCUCCCACGACGUCGAGCGAACGCGAUUCCAUUGGUAGCGUUAUUAAACGAAAAGAUUUGAUCGCCAUCACCACAUUUAAAUUUGGACGCGUAGAAUUAGUACAUCAGUCCGAAGGUUUGAGUUCGGUCGUUAAAUUACAAGUUACCAAUAUCGGUACAGAGGAGUGUCCGUAUAUACCUUGGGACGAAUUUCAGGACAAAUUUACAUCGAGAACACGCGACUGGAACGAAGUCGAAGGAUUAGCGGGGUUACCGCAGUUGCCGAGAGUGAUGGCUCGUUUGGAACAUAACAUUUCUCCUAGUUGUGAUAAACCUCCGCUGCACGUCAGCGAAUGGAAGAGUGAUGAUCUCACCGCUAAGGUCAACUAUGUGUUCUUGUCUUUGAAUUCAUCGUCGCUAACGAGUUUGGCAGACUUUUUCACCGAUGAAGAACCGUCAAAGUCACUCCCGUUUGAGGCCACGAUCGAAAACACGACAAUAAAAUUGUGCAACAACAUUAUGCAAAACGAUGCUCCGCAAGAGCAUCUAUCUGCCUCCAAACCAUCGGAUACUGAAAUACGUAUAAGUAGGCUGAAAAUUAAAAAAACUAUCGACGGAAUAGUUAGUAUCGAGCCUCUUAUAGAAAACUGUGAUAGUCCCGAAGACAGUAAUCAACUGUUGGAAGCCAUAACUCAAUUGAAAAAACUUUCUAUUGAAAAUGAAUAUCUUCACAGAAAGCUGACUGUUUUGGAACAAUUAAAGGACGAGAAUAACGAGUUGAAAAGGUUUCACGAAGAAAAUAAAAAUUUAAAGUCCUGGUUGAGUUCUGCACAAGACAAUAUAAGCAAGCUACUUGAAGAAAAACAAAACCUGAUUGAUCAGGUACGUAUUUUAAGAGAGUCAAAGACAAAUAUGAUAGUUACGUCAAAGAGAUAGCGCAAGUGUUGGUGCUUCACAUGCACGAACGAUGGAUCACCCGUAUGACUGUGACAAAACCGGUUUACUUUUUUAUAUUGUUGUUUUGUAUUGUUGUUAUAAUAACUUUUUUUUCUAAUAUAAGAUAAUCUUAAUUUGGUUAUAAGAUUGAAAACGUUAAGACUUCUAAUUUAAAAAAAUGCUUAAUACGACCUACAGGUGUAAUGUUUUUUACAAAUAACUUUAAUGUUUUUUUACUUUUACUUUAUUAUUUCUUAGUACAGGGGAAAAUACAAAUUGUUACGAUUGAUAUUUUGCUGUCUAAUCAUUUAAGAGAACAACACAAUGUCUGAAACACUGGUGUCUAACGUAAUAUUAUCAUCUUAAACCGGGCUUAUUGCAAAGUGGCCACUAUGUUUUCAAUCUUGUAUACUAAGAAAAAGACUUGUACUGCGCUAUGUGUAGGCUUAAAAGCAUUAGGAUAAUAAUAUAAAAGGGUUUAUUCGUUUAACAUAUGUUAUGUAAUAUAUCUUAUUAUCUUGCACAACUAUCGUUUGUUUUUUCUCUGUAUUUGCUGUGAUUAUAGUGAUAAAUUUUUGUUUUUGUUAUAUUUAAAUUAAAAAUUAUGUACAAUUAAGAUACAUUUUUAAAACUGACAUUCAUCGACUAACACCACUUAUCGAGAUUUUAGAUAAAUCCGAAAAAUCGUUCAACAAAGUAACUGCAAUUUUGUUAUGAAUUAUAAAAAAUUCCAAGAAAUUAUUUAAUAUUUAUAUGAGUAAUGGUGUUACCAACAGUUUUGUUAUCGUUAUUACUGUAUAAACUGAUUCUAAAGAAAAUAUUAUUUAUUAUCGUGUAACAAAUUUUAUAAUUUUUUUUUUUUUCUAUUUCUAUUGACCAAAAUAAAUCCACAUAAAAUAUCAUUUAUUAAUAUAUUUAUAUAUAAAUGCCGUGUAAGAGACUUACAUUUUUUUUAAGGUAACAAAUAGCUUAAAAAUAUUAUUUAAAAUAUAAAUAUUUUAUUCUUGUUUUCAAUUAUUAUUGUAUUGUUCUUUUGAUUUUUUUAUUACUUCUCUACUGUAUAAAUGCUCUCGACUAUAAAUUAAAUAUUAUCGUUGAAAUUAUCUAUUCAUUCUGUAUUUAAAUCUUAAACUUACAUUUUGCACAGAAUUACCGUACCGUUUUAUAAUUCUUUUAUUUCUUGCUCAACCAAAAUUACUAUCGGCAAUAACAAUUGCACAACUUUUAUAAUUAAAAUAAAGCCCAAAAUAGUUAUUUUCUUAUUACAUAACCUUAAAAAAACAAAAUUUAAAAAUAUUUUACUUAACUUAAAAAUGGAAAUCUGAUACUACAGUAUUUCAUCCUUUUUGAAUUUUUGUGUGCAUAAGUCUUUAAAUUGUAUUUUCAAAUCAAUCCUAAUCGGCUAGUAUUUUAAUUACUGAAUAAAAAUGUUAAUGUUGUGUCCUUUUUAAGUACUUAUAGCUGAUUGAUUUUUUUGUAAAAUGUAUUUAACAUUUAAAAAACAAACAUUUAUUUUUAAUUUUUUAAUUAAAUUGGCAAUUAUUGCAAUUUCUUAUUUAAAGUAAAAU